Molecule: messenger RNA, 1077 nt
Organism: Diabrotica virgifera virgifera (western corn rootworm)
Lineage: Eukaryota; Metazoa; Arthropoda; Insecta; Coleoptera; Chrysomelidae
Product: hepatic triacylglycerol lipase-like
Exons: 4
Coding region: 91-1071 (326 amino acids)
Molecular function (GO): lipase activity
Source: RefSeq, a predicted model, not a curated record
UAAUAUCGUCGGCUUUUAACUCCUUAAAACUAAGUAAAUUCAUAUUAUUCUCGUGCGUGUAAUAGUAUUUAAGAGUAAAUUGCUAGAAAAAUGAACAUUCAACUAAUUUUGUAUUUGAUAGUGUUAGGUGCAGUAAGAAAUAGCUGCGGUUUAUCUAUAGCAAAUACUGAAGCCUAUUGGAGAUAUUUGCCCAGCGUAGACUUUUCUUUAGCUAACGCCCAAAAGCCUGAUGUAAUUUAUACCCUUCUCACCAAUUCCUCACCCGAUAUAGGAACCAAAGUUACUGAAGAAACCAGCGAUGCUUUAAUUAUAGAUAAGAAUAUACCAACUAUACUAAUAUGUCACGGUUGGACUACAGAUGAUACGUCGGUAUGGUAUAGACCACUCAGGGAUGAGUACUUUAAACGAGGACUUCAUAUUAAUAUAAUUUAUUUAAACUGGAGCAAGGCUGGAAAUCAAACCUAUGACAUUGCAUGUGCCAAUUGCAAGCCUGUAGGAAAAUUCAUCGCUCAGUUUUUAAUUGCUUCGAAAGUAGACUUAUGUAAAGUCCAUUUAGUAGGUCACUCUCUUGGUGCUCAGCUAACAGGAUUCAUUGGUAAAUCCAUAGUAGCACUAACAGGCGGAAAGAUUGGAAGAAUCACAGCACUAGAUCCAGCUAGUCCCAAGUGGAAUGAGACUGAUAUGCUCGACUCUGAAAGACUUACUUGGAGCGAUGCAGAUUUUGUCGAUGUUAUACACACGGAUAUGAAACUACUUGGUUUUAGGAAACCUAUUGGACAUGUUGACUUUUAUCCAAAUCAAGCAAAACAUCAACCGGGGUGUCCUUUGUACGAAGAAGGACGUUAUAACUGCAACCAUGCUAGAUCGACCCUAUUCUUUAUAGAAUCAGUAGGAACAAAAGUUCUAGCUAAAGAAGGGCUCUUUUACGAAGAUGAGAAUGGCAUAGUGACAAUAACGCCAAAGAUCAAUGGAAAAAUGGUUUUAUUUGGACAACAUGUUGAUAAAAAUUCGAGAGGUGUCUAUUAUUUAACAACAAAUCCAACUAAACCUUUUUUGAAUAAAAUUGUUUAGAUAUAA